Molecule: messenger RNA, 835 nt
Organism: Hyposmocoma kahamanoa
Lineage: Eukaryota; Metazoa; Arthropoda; Insecta; Lepidoptera; Cosmopterigidae
Exons: 3
Coding region: 192-671 (159 amino acids)
Source: RefSeq, a predicted model, not a curated record
UAAAAAACGAGUGGAGUCCCGGUGUCGGUCAUUCGAUGUCCGACCUGAGCGCGCGCAUCUUCGUUCCCGAAUAACAAGCCUUUUUUGUGUCAAGCAUCCUCAAUCCUUCAUUGGGCACCGACUCCAGUUCGCAGGCAGGGCUUCCAAGGGGUGAACGCUUUCCAAUAUCAAAGUUACCCGGUCGUAGUGCGAUGUAUCCGGACACUAAUGCAGUGAUGCGUUUCUUGUUGAGUGUGGCUUUAAUUGCAUCUUCGGAGGCGUUCUUCCUCAAAUGGGGUUCAGAUUCCACGACGAUGGCAGCACCGAAGACGUGGGUACAGCCUCUGUCGCCCAACGUCUCACCGUAUCGUUACCAGUAUACGUACUCGCCGUACGAAGCUCGGAAGGUGUACCAGAUGCAGCCGCAGCCGUACGCUCAGCCAGAGGUCUCCAUCCCGCAGAGUAUCGCUCCGAUACCUAUCAGCGUGCCAGCGGGGGCCAGCCUCACCCCCGUCUCCCUGCAACACGUCCAACUCGUCCCCUGCAUGUGCCCCGUCGCCCCAGAGGAGGCUGAGAAACUCCAGGAGCAAGUCGGUCCCGGGCCAUACCUCGCCCAGACAUAUACCCAACCUUCGUACUCUGUACCACAGCAAAUGACAGUCGCCGACAAUGCUAAAACUACCAAACAGUAGCUCUUUAGCGCUCUACAUUAUUUAACAAACCCACCAAACAUUUUAUGAUGCUUUUAUUGUAUAAUUUAUUAUUUCCCUUUUACAUUUUAUUAUUUAUAUCUUGAAGUGAAGACUGAUAGUGUAAGAGUAAACGUGUAACUAAAAUCGUUCUCAAUAAAUAACUC